Messenger RNA from Priapulus caudatus, 627 nucleotides. Its product is annotated as dnaJ homolog subfamily B member 5-like. The coding region runs from base 1 to 267 and encodes 88 amino acids. Gene Ontology annotation, cellular component: cytosol. Gene Ontology annotation, biological process: negative regulation of transcription by RNA polymerase II. The transcript has 2 exons. Lineage: Eukaryota; Metazoa; Priapulida; Priapulimorpha; Priapulimorphida; Priapulidae. Gene Ontology annotation, molecular function: protein-folding chaperone binding. The record is from RefSeq and is a predicted model, not a curated record.
AUGGUGAUGGUGCCUGCGCUGGUCGGCUGCACUAUACAGGUGCCGACGAUCGAGGGACGCAAGCUGGCACUGCAGAUGACCGACGUCGUCAAGCCGAACACGGUCAAGCGCAUUCAAGGUCGCGGCCUGCCCAACCCCAAGGACCCGCAGAAGCGCGGCGACCUCCUCGUGACCUUUGACAUCCGCUUCCCGGACAACCUCACGCAGGCGACGAAGGACGUUCUCGGAGACUGCCUACCGCGCGGAACGGGCGUCGCCCCGACAUGAGCGCUCGCCGGCGCCCCCUGGCUCCGUCCCUGCCGCCGUCGUCGCAGUUCCGGCGCGCCGGCGCCUCCUGGAGACGAUGGCGAAAGUUGGCACGUGGCUCCCCCAUGUGAGCGUGCUUGGCAGCGGCGUUUCGGUUGGACGUUCGGUUGUUUCCGGCGGCGGCGGCAGGCGUCUCGACGACGGAAUUCGUGGGGACAACGUGCGGCGCCCCCUGGUGGCUAACACACUUGUUGUCGUUCCUCGUCUCGCCAAUGGAUCUUUGCCCCACGUCCACGGGGGGGCGCCACGUGCCGCUUCUCUUAUUCGCCGCUAGCGAACGCUUCAUUCGUAAUGUCACUACGGUGGUGUCACGCACACACA